Molecule: messenger RNA, 6325 nt
Organism: Mandrillus leucophaeus (drill)
Lineage: Eukaryota; Metazoa; Chordata; Mammalia; Primates; Cercopithecidae
Gene: ANAPC1
Product: anaphase promoting complex subunit 1
Exons: 48
Coding region: 268-6102 (1944 amino acids)
Biological process (GO): metaphase/anaphase transition of mitotic cell cycle; protein K11-linked ubiquitination; anaphase-promoting complex-dependent catabolic process
Cellular component (GO): anaphase-promoting complex
Molecular function (GO): molecular adaptor activity
Source: RefSeq, a predicted model, not a curated record
GACGGGAAAGUCAAGAUGGACGCGUCCAUUUGAACGUCUCGCAUGCCUUCCUGCCAUUGGCACUGGCGCCCGGUGCUGUUGCCCGUUCUUCCUCCGGAAUAGGGGAGGGAGAGGGAAUGAGAAGCUGCCGCGGCCGAGGAGUCACUGUGACGGACCCCGCCGCUGCCCUAGGGCCUCCUCGGCCCCUGCGCCUCCGGGGAGCAGCCGGGGCUCGCCGCGCCUGACGCGUCCCGAGUUAUACAGAAAUAAUGUUGAUAUUUGGAACCCAUGUCGAACUUCUAUGAAGAAAGGGCAACGAUGAUUGCAGCCAGGGAUUUGCAGGAAUUUGUUCCUUUUGGUCGAGACCACUGCAAGCACCACCCUAAUGCUUUGAACCUUCAACUUCGCCAGCUGCAGCCAGCCUCUGAAUUAUGGUCUUCUGAUGGUGCUGCUGGCUUGGUGGGAUCCCUUCAGGAGGUUACAAUCCACGAGAAACAGAAGGAAAGCUGGCAGUUAAGGAAAGGAGUGAGUGAAAUUGGAGAAGACGUGGACUAUGAUGAGGAACUCUAUGUUGCCGGAAAUAUGGUGAUAUGGAGCAAAGGAAGUAAAAGCCAGGCAUUGGCAGUUUAUAAAGCGUUUACAGUUGACAGUCCUGUUCAGCAGGCAUUGUGGUGUGACUUCAUUAUAUCACAGGAUAAGUCUGAAAAGGCCUACAGUAGCAAUGAAGUAGAAAAAUGCAUAUGUAUAUUGCAAAGCUCAUGUAUUAACAUGCAUAGCAUAGAAGGAAAGGAUUAUAUAGCUUCCUUACCAUUUCAGGUUGCCAAUGUUUGGCCCACUAAAUAUGGAUUGUUGUUUGAGCGAAGCACUUCUUCACAUGAAGUACCUCAAGGUUCACCCAGAGAACCUUUACCCACUAUGUUCAGCAUGCUGCACCCACUAGAUGAAAUAACUCCACUUGUUUGUAAAUCUGGAAGUAUUUUUGGUUCGUCACGGGUGCAAUAUGUUGUAGAUCAUGCAAUGAAAAUUGUUUUCCUCAAUACUGACCCCUCUAUUGUAAUGACUUACGAUGCCGUUCAAAAUGUGCAUUCUGUGUGGACUCUCCGGAGAGUCAAAUCAGAGGAAGAGAAUGUUGUUUUAAAGUUCUCUGAACAGGGGGGAACCCCACAGAAUGUGGCCACUAGCAGCUCCCUCACAGCACAUCUCAGAAGCCUCUCCAAAGGAGAUUCCCCUGUGACUUCACCUUUUCAGAAUUACUCCUCCAUUCACAGUCAAAGUCGCUCAACCUCAUCACCCAGUCUACAUUCUCGCUCACCUUCUAUUUCCAACAUGGCAGCUCUAAGUCGUGCUCAUUCUCCUGCCUUAGGGGUGCACUCUUUUUCAGGGGUGCAAAGGUUCAACAUUUCAAGCCAUAAUCAGUCUCCAAAGAGACACAGUAUUUCUCAUUCUCCAAACAGUAAUUCUAAUGGCUCCUUUCUUGCACCAGAAACUGAGCCAAUUGUUCCUGAACUGUGUAUUGACCAUUUGUGGACAGAAACGAUGAUUAAUAUAAGAGAGAAAAAUUCACAAGCCUCAAAAGUGUUUAUUACAUCUGACCUAUGUGGACAAAAGUUCCUGUGCUUUUUAGUGGAGUCCCAGCUCCAGUUACGCUGUGUAAAGUUUCAAGAGAGUAAUGAUAAAACCCAGCUCAUCUUUGGUUCAGUGACCAACAUACCAGCAAAGGAUGCAGCACCAGUGGAGAAAAUAGACACCAUGCUGGUCUUGGAAGGCAGUGGAAACCUGGUGCUAUACACAGGAGUGGUUCGGGUGGGAAAGGUUUUUAUUCCUGGACUGCCAGCUCCUUCUCUGACGAUGUCCAACACAAUGCCUCGGCCCAGUACUCCACUUGACGGCGUUAGUACUCCAAAGCCUCUUAGUAAACUCCUUGGAUCAUUGGAUGAGGUUGUUCUGUUGUCGCCGGUUCCAGAGCUGAGGGAUUCUUCAAAACUUCAUGAUUCUCUCUAUAAUGAGGAUUGUACUUUCCAACAACUUGGAACUUACAUUCAUUCUAUCAGAGAUCCUGUCCAUAACAGAGUCACCCUAGAACUGAGUAACGGCUCCAUGGUUAGGAUCACUAUUCCUGAAAUUGCCACCUCUGAGUUAGUACAAACGUGUUUGCAAGCAAUUAAGUGUAUCCUGCCAAAAGAAAUAGCAGUUCAGAUGCUUGUCAAGUGGUACAAUGUCCACAGUGCUCCAGGAGGACCCAGUUAUCACUCAGAGUGGAACUUAUUUGUGACUUGUCUCAUGAACAUGAUGGGUUAUAACACAGACCGCUUAGCAUGGACUAGAAAUUUUGACUUUGAAGGAUCACUUUCCCCUGUCAUUGCGCCCAAAAAAGCAAGGCCUUCCGAGACUGGAUCUGAUGAUGACUGGGAAUAUUUACUAAAUUCAGACUACCACCAGAAUGUUGAGUCUCAUCUUUUGAACAGAUCUUUAUGUUUGAGUCCUUCAGAAGCUUCACAGAUGAAGGAUGAGGAUUUUUCACAGAAUCUCAGUCUGGAUUCUUCUACACUUCUCUUUACUCACAUACCUGCAAUUUUUUUCGUUCUUCACCUUGUGUAUGAGGAGCUUAAGUUGAAUACUCUAAUGGGAGAAGGAAUUUGUUCACUUGUUGACCUUCUUGUUCAGUUGGCAAGGGACUUAAAAUUGGGACCUUAUGUAGAUCAUUACUAUAGAGACUACCCAACACUUGUCAGAACUACUGGACAAGUGUGCACAAUUGAUCCAGGUCAAACAGGAUUUAUGCAUCAUCCAUCAUUUUUUACUUCUGAGCCACCAAGCAUUUAUCAGUGGGUGAGUUCUUGUCUGAAGGGUGAAGGAAUGCCACCUUAUCCUUACCUCCCUGGAAUCUGUGAAAGAAGCAAACUCGUAGUCUUGAGUAUUGCGCUGUACAUACUUGGUGAUGAGAGCUCGGUUUCUGAUGAAUCCUCACAGUAUUUAACCAGAAUAACUAUAGCCCCCCAGAAGUUGCAAGUAGAACAAGAGGAAAACAGGUUUAGUUUCAGGCAUUCUACGUCCGUUUCUAGUCUAGCUGAAAGAUUGGUUGUCUGGAUGACUAAUGUAGGAUUCACUUUAAGAGAUUUGGAAACCCUUCCCUUUGGAAUUGCUCUUCCCAUCAGAGACGCAAUUUAUCACUGUCGUGAGCAGCCUGCCUCAGACUGGCCAGAAGCUGUCUGUCUCUUGAUUGGACGUCAGGAUCUUUCCAAGCAGGCCUGCGAAGGAAACUUACCCAAAGGGAAGUCUGUGCUCUCAUCAGAUGUUCCUUCAGGAACAGAAACUGAGGAGGAAGAUGACGGGAUGAAUGACAUGAAUCACGAGGUCAUGUCAUUAAUAUGGAGUGAAGAUUUAAGGGUACAGGAUGUGCGAAGGCUUCUUCAGAGUGCGCAUCCUGUCCGCGUCAACGUAGUGCAGUACCCGGAGCUCAGCGACCACGAGUUCAUUGAAGAAAAGGAAAACAGAUUGCUCCAAUUGUGUCAGCGAACUAUGGCUCUUCCUGUAGGACGAGGAAUGUUUACCUUGUUUUCGUACCAUCCUGUUCCCACAGAGCCGUUGCCUAUUCCUAAAUUGAAUCUGACUGGGCGUGCCCCUCCUCGGAACACAACAGUCGACCUUAAUAGUGGAAACAUCGACGUGCCUCCCAACAUGACAAGCUGGGCCAGCUUUCAUAAUGGCGUAGCUGCUGGCCUGAAGAUAGCUCCUGCCUCCCAGAUCGACUCAGCUUGGAUUGUUUACAAUAAGCCCAAGCAUGCGGAGUUAGCCAAUGAGUAUGCUGGCUUCCUCAUGGCUCUGGGGCUGAAUGGACACCUCACCAAGCUGGCGACUCUCAAUAUCCAUGACUACUUGACCAAGGGCCAUGAAAUGACAAGCAUUGGACUGCUGCUUGGUGUUUCUGCUGCAAAACUAGGCACCAUGGAUAUGUCUAUCACUCGACUUCUUAGCAUUCACAUUCCUGCUCUCUUACCCCCAACGUCCACAGAGCUGGAUGUUCCUCACAAUGUCCAAGUGGCUGCAGUGGUUGGCAUUGGCCUUGUGUAUCAAGGGACUGCUCACAGACAUACUGCAGAGGUCCUGUUGGCUGAGAUAGGACGGCCUCCUGGUCCUGAAAUGGAAUACUGCACUGACAGAGAGUCAUACUCCUUAGCUGCUGGCUUGGCCCUGGGCAUGGUCUGCUUGGGGCAUGGCAGCAAUUUGAUAGGUAUGUCUGAUCUCAACGUGCCUGAGCAGCUCUAUCAGUACAUGGUUGGAGGACAUAGGCGCUUUCAAACAGGAAUGCAUAGGGAGAAACAUAAAUCGCCAAGUUAUCAAAUCAAAGAGGGAGAUACCAUAAAUGUGGAUGUGACUUGUCCAGGUGCUACUCUAGCUUUGGCUAUGAUCUACUUGAAAACCAAUAACAGAUCUAUUGCAGAUUGGCUGCGAGCCCCUGACACCAUGUAUUUGUUGGACUUCGUGAAGCCGGAAUUUCUCUUGCUUAGGACACUUGCUCGAUGCCUGAUUUUGUGGGAUGAUAUUUUACCAAAUUCCAAGUGGGUUGACAGCAAUGUUCCUCAAAUUAUAAGAGAAAAUAGUAUCUCUCUCAGUGAAAUCGAAUUGCCUUGCUCAGAGGAUUUGAAUUUGGAAACUUUGUCGCAAGCACAUGUCUACAUAAUUGCAGGAGCCUGUCUGUCUCUGGGUUUUCGAUUUGCUGGCUCAGAAAACUUAUCAGCAUUUAACUGUUUGCAUAAAUUUGCAAAAGAUUUUAUGACUUAUUUGUCUGCACCUAAUGCUUCUGUUACAGGUCCUUACAACCUAGAAACUUGUCUGAGCGUGGUGCUGCUGUCUCUCGCCAUGGUCAUGGCUGGCUCGGGAAACCUAAAGGUUUUGCAGCUUUGUCGCUUCUUACACAUGAAAACGGGUGGUGAAAUGAACUAUGGUUUUCACUUAGCCCACCACAUGGCCCUUGGACUUCUAUUUUUGGGAGGAGGAAGGUACUCUUUGAGCACAUCAAAUUCUUCCAUUGCCGCUCUUCUCUGUGCCCUUUACCCACACUUCCCAGCUCACAGCACUGACAACCGGUAUCAUCUCCAGGCUCUCCGGCACCUCUAUGUGCUGGCCGCGGAGCCCAGGCUUCUCGUGCCUGUGGAUGUGGACACAAACACGCCCUGCUAUGCCCUCUUAGAAGUUACCUACAAGGGCACUCAGUGGUAUGAACAAACGAAAGAAGAAUUGAUGGCUCCUACCCUGCUUCCAGAACUCCAUCUUUUAAAGCAGAUUAAAGUUAAAGGCCCAAGAUACUGGGAACUGCUCAUAGAUUUAAGCAAAGGAACACAACACUUGAAGUCCAUCCUUUCCAAGGAUGGGGUUUUAUAUGUUAAACUCAGGGCAGGUCAGCUCUCCUACAAAGAAGAUCCAAUGGGAUGGCAAAGUUUGUUGGCGCAGACUGUUGCUAACAGGAACUCUGAAGCCCGGGCUUUCAAGCCAGAAACAAUCUCAGCAUUCACUUCUGAUCCAGCACUUCUGUCAUUUGCUGACUAUUUCUGCAAACCAACUGUGAACAUGGGUCAGAAACAGGAAAUUCUGGAUCUCUUUUCUUCAGUACUCUAUGAAUGUGUUACCCAGGAGACCCCAGAGAUGUUGCCUGCAUACAUAGCAAUGGAUCAGGCUAUAAGAAGACUUGGGAGAAGAGAAAUGUCUGAGACUUCUGAACUUUGGCAGAUAAAGUUAGUGUUAGAGUUUUUCAGCUCCCGAAGCCAUCAGGAGCGGCUGCAGAACCACCCUAAGCGGGGGCUCUUUAUGAACUCGGAAUUCCUCCCUGUUGUGAAGUGCACCAUCGAUAAUACCCUGGACCAGUGGCUACAAGCCGGGGGUGAUAUGUGUGUGCACGCCUACCUCAGCGGGCAGCCCUUGGAGGAAUCGCAGCUGAGCAUGCUGGCCUGCUUCCUCGUCUACCACUCUGUGCCAGCUCCACGGCACCUGCCGCCUAUAGGACUAGAAGGGAGCACGAGCUUUGCUGAACUGCUCUUCAAAUUUAAGCAGCUAAAAAUGCCAGUGCGAGCUUUGCUGAGAUUGGCUCCUUUGCUUCUUGGAAAUCCACAGCCAAUGGUGAUGUGACCGUGUCUGGUGGUGAACCUACCCUGAGACGUGACUUCUACACAAAAACGUGACCAAACAUCAAAGCUAAAGCAAUGUUUAUAAAGUUUUAUGGUAUAACUAGGGGGAAGUCAGCUGCACAAACCUCAGUGUAUUUUAAAUCUGUUGCUGCGGUCUUUAACAUUAUAUGAUACGUAAAAGCAAGUUACAAUUUACUUUUGUAAAUAAAGUUUUUGAUUUGUUU